Molecule: messenger RNA, 1101 nt
Organism: Quercus lobata
Lineage: Eukaryota; Viridiplantae; Streptophyta; Magnoliopsida; Fagales; Fagaceae
Product: protein EXORDIUM-like 3
Exons: 3
Source: RefSeq, a predicted model, not a curated record
AUGUCUAUUACAUCAAGUGUUAAUACAACAAAAUAUGGCUUUGUUCCCCUUUAUCUGGCGCUCUUCGCCGUCACAGUGCUUCUCUUUCUGAGCCCUACGAUUGCAUGGCGCCCAUGGCCCCACAACAAAACCAAAGCUCAAUUAGAUUCAAUCUUCGGAGACUCCAAGAAAUUCGAGACCUCAUCAUCGGAGUUUGUCCACAUGAAAUACCACAUGGGACCUGUCUUAACCUCUAACAUAACCGUCCACGUAAUCUGGUACGGCACGUGGCAACGUAGCCAAAAGAAGAUCAUCCGGGAGUUCAUCAACUCGAUCUCAGCCAUCAAUUCUCGACACCCUUCGAUCUCAGGGUGGUGGAGCACCGUACAACUGUACACGGACAAAACAGGCGCAAACAUUUCCAGAACGGUGCGUUUAGGACAGGAGAAGAACGACUGAUUUUACUAGCACGGAAAGUCCCUCACGCGCUUAGCCAUUCAACGCGUGAUUAAGAGCACCGUAACAGCCAGGUCAAAAUCGUUACCGGUGAACGCAAGAAGCGGUUUGUAUCUUUUGCUCACAUCUGAUGACGUGGUCGUUCAGGAUUUCUGCGGACAAGUUUGUGGGUUCCACUAUUUUACAUUACCGUCAGUCGUGGGGUACACACUCCCAUUUGCGUGGGUGGGGAACUCUCAGAAGCUUUGUCCAGGCGUCUGUGCAUACCCGUUCGCCGUACCGGAUUAUAUCUCGGGGCUUAAGCUGUUAAAGUCACCCAACGGUGACAUGGGUGUGGAUGGCAUGGUGAGAGUGAUUGGGCAAGAGAUUGCUGAGCUGGCAACAAACCCUUUGCUGAACGCCUGGUACGGUAGCGGGCGAGGGCAAGACCCGAGCUUCAAAUUAGAGAUAGUUGAUUUGUGUGAAGGAAUCUAUGGUACCGGUGGUGGUGGGUCCUACACAGGACAACUACUCAACGGUGAGGAUGGUGCCGUGUUUAACAUGAAUGGGAUCAGACGGUGGUUCUUAGUUCAGUGGGUUUGGAAUCGCAUGGUUAAUUAUUGUUCAGGACCAAAUGCACUUGUUCAGAAUAGCAAUACCAUUACCUUAAGUUUGUUAGUUCUGUAA